This is a messenger RNA of Bipolaris maydis ATCC 48331, 213 nucleotides long. Lineage: Eukaryota; Fungi; Ascomycota; Dothideomycetes; Pleosporales; Pleosporaceae. The record is from RefSeq and is a predicted model, not a curated record.
GAGCGCCACGAUAACAACAUAUAUGACAAGGUUGUCCACUGGUUCGAGAUGAUCGAGAAGGAACUCUGUAGACCAGAUAUCCUGCCAGAGAAUGUCUACAACAUGGAUGAGACUGGAGUCAUGCUGAACAUGCUCGGCACUGUCAAAGUCCUUGUAGGUAAGGAUGACCGUCGAGACUAUAGAGGUGCGGGCGUUAAGCGGACGAUGGUGACC